This is a messenger RNA of Acanthosepion pharaonis, 606 nucleotides long. Lineage: Eukaryota; Metazoa; Mollusca; Cephalopoda; Sepiida; Sepiidae. The record is from the annotation of a GenBank genome assembly.
AUGUCGCUAUUAAUCUUUUCUUUCUUUCUAUUUUUCUUUCUUUCUAUAUCACGACUACUUUUCUUUCUUUCUUUCUUUUUCUUUCUUUCUUUCUUUCUUAACAUUCCUAUCACUUUCGCUAUUAAGUUUUUAUUUUCUUUUUUCUUUCAUUCUUUCUUUUUUCUUUCUUUCUUUCUAAUGAAUUAUCAUUUCAUUCUUUUUGACAUUUCUAUCACUAUCGCUAUUAAACUUUUCCUUUCUUUCUUUCUUUCUUUCUUUCUUUCUUUCUUUCUUUCUUUCUCAGUAGUCAGCUUUCAUUAUUUCUUUCUUUUUCUUUUAUCCUUACUAUAUCAAUAUUAUCUUCCAUUCUUUCUUUCUUUUUUCUUUUAUUCUUACUAUAUAAAUAAUAAGUUUACUUUCUUAUCGAUUUUUCUUUCUUUCUUUCUUUCUUUCUUUCUCACUAGUCAGUAUUCAUUCUUUCUUUCUUUUUUAUUUUAUGCUUACUAUAUCAAUAGUAACCUUUCUUUUUUAUCGUCUUUUUCUUUCUUUCUUUUUUUUUCUUUCUUUCUAAAUUACGAGUUAACUCACUUUCUCUCUCUCCUCACUUGCCCGUCAUGUAUUCGAUAA